AUGUCUGGAAGUGUACAGAGUUUACUUUGUGUUACAGCGACUCCAUCACCAGCAGACUGCCACCGCCUCGGUGUCGCCAGCGUUGCCGGGAACCUGGAGGAGGUGAAGCGGCUCCUGUCUCGGGGCGUGGACGCCAGCUGUAGAUGGUUGAGCCUGACACCGUUGAUUAGGGCAGCACGGCAUGGACACAGAGACGUGGUGGAGCUCCUGGUGAGUAAAGGAGCUGAUGUGUCACAGGUGGACUAUGUCGGUGACAACGCCCUUCACCGCGCCUGUUUUGGAGGAGACAUGGAGACGGUGAAGUUUGUGCUGUCUCUGAAUGUGGUGGACAUCAACUGUAGAGGAGGGAGGAGCAUGACACCGGUGAUGCAGGCAGCACGGUGGAAACACAGGGAGGUGGUGGAGCUCCUGGUGGGUAAAGGAGCCGAUGUGUCACUGGUGAAUGGGAGAGGUAACAACAUCCUUCACCUCGCCUGUGCUGGAGGACACUUGGAGACGGUGGAGUUUGUGCUGUCACUGAACGUGGUGGACAUCAACGCCAGGAACAACGACGGGGAGACAGCGGCCGACGUGGCGAGACGCAAGGGACAUACGCGACUGGUGGAUAUCCUCGUGUCCCGCGGCGCUCAAUGA
This is a messenger RNA of Haliotis rufescens (red abalone), 633 nucleotides long. RefSeq names its product ankyrin repeat domain-containing protein 17-like. The record is from RefSeq and is a predicted model, not a curated record. The transcript has a single exon. Gene Ontology annotation, molecular function: protein binding. Bases 1 to 633 code for a protein of 210 amino acids. Lineage: Eukaryota; Metazoa; Mollusca; Gastropoda; Lepetellida; Haliotidae.